Molecule: messenger RNA, 354 nt
Organism: Ruditapes philippinarum (Manila clam)
Lineage: Eukaryota; Metazoa; Mollusca; Bivalvia; Venerida; Veneridae
Product: NADH dehydrogenase [ubiquinone] 1 beta subcomplex subunit 9-like
Biological process (GO): mitochondrial electron transport, NADH to ubiquinone
Source: RefSeq, a predicted model, not a curated record
UUUAGAGCAGCGUUAUCUUCAGGUUUUACUCAGAGACAGGUUUGAUAAAAACAAACAGCUAGCAAAGUUUGAUGCUAUUAAGGCUUACGAGGAUGGUUUGAGGGAAUUGCACAAUUACGCAGUUCUAAAGCCAAAACAAUUUCCCCAUUCCCCAGGUGGAGUAGCUUAUGGAAGAGAACCACCAGAUCCGGACUAUAUUUUUGAUGGAUGGCAUCCACUAGAGAAGGCUAAGUACCCUCCAGAAUACUUCGCUAAGCGUGAUGUGAGAAAGAGGGAAUUUUUAGAACGUGAAGCAAAAUUACAUAGAAGAAUAUGAAAAAUCAAAGAAAGAAUUAAAUUGAAAACUCUUAAAUC